AUGCAGGGAUUCGAUGAAAUGACUCCUCGUCACUCACCCCGUCGACUCGCUCGGCCAUUGCACCCCGCUGUCGUAAUUGCGGCCUGUUGCCUGGUCUGUCCACUGAUCGUUUCCGAAAGUGUCAGGAGCGAGGCCGCGACGAUGACGCGAAGCUGUGAGAGCGUAACGAAGUCAAAAUAUCGUCGCGUGAAACCGGCUGACAUCUGUCAUGUGGUAUGGUAUUUCGGCGUACUCUUGGUGUGUGACCCAGAGACGAGUCAGUACUGUUUGGCUGACGAAGAUGAAAUGCUUGGUCACCAGGUCCCGGCAUCACACAUACACACAAGUGUCUGUGAGUUCGUUUCAUUUGACGGAAUUCAUUGUAUGCACCAGCCAGGGUGCGGCUCUUUGAUCAAAAGGCCGAUGCCGAGUCGUAAAAAAAGUAACGAGCGGCAGGACGACCGACCAACCUAUCGAGGCUGUUCAUCAAAUACCUCUCUCGGAACAGCUGUCUGCCCUCCUAACCGACUGAACGACAACUACGACAUGGGCCAUAUGCAAAUACCUGGACACAUUUUACAAUCAAGUGAAGAAGAAGCUCCAGAUUUUUUGGCCAUCCAUUUGACCGACCUGAAAUACGCGGACGACAUUGUUCUGCUGUACCGGAAGAGACCUUACUACUUGUGUGUGCAAAAAGGCAGUCAAUGUGGGCUACUAGUUAUUGGCCAGUGGUUGGCCCAGUUCUAA
This is a messenger RNA of Soboliphyme baturini, 726 nucleotides long. Lineage: Eukaryota; Metazoa; Nematoda; Enoplea; Dioctophymatida; Soboliphymatidae. The record is from the annotation of a GenBank genome assembly.